Calliphora vicina (urban bluebottle blowfly) is the source of this 7274-nucleotide messenger RNA. RefSeq names its product Senataxin (gene Setx). The transcript is spliced from 10 exons. The record is from RefSeq and is a predicted model, not a curated record. Gene Ontology annotation, molecular function: RNA helicase activity; protein binding. Gene Ontology annotation, cellular component: cytoplasm. Gene Ontology annotation, biological process: nuclear-transcribed mRNA catabolic process, nonsense-mediated decay. Bases 92 to 5908 code for a protein of 1938 amino acids. NCBI's taxonomy places the organism in Eukaryota, Metazoa, Arthropoda, Insecta, Diptera, Calliphoridae.
UUUUCAUUAUUUUAUACAAAUAAAUAAUAGUUUUCUAUUGUUGUAUUGAAUUUUGUUAUGAGAACUAGUUACAUCGCAAUUAACGGAUACAAUGGAAGAAAGACGAUAUUCGUCAUGGAUGCUGGAAAGGAUUGCAAUUGGAGACACCGUUCGUUUGCGCUUAGGUGCUAGUACACUGGGUCGUCAUUCAUCAAGUGUUAUACGUAUAAUGGAUUCAGGGUUUGUGUCCCGACAUCAUGCGGUAAUUGAAGUCACGGAUGAUAAUACAAGUGUGUCAAUUACGGAUGUGUCCAGUAAUGGCAUUUAUGUCAACGACGUACGAUAUGAAAGACAAACUGUACAACUAAAUAAUGGUGAUCGCAUUGGUAUCGGUGUAACUACUGGAGACUAUGACAAUGCUGAAGAUGUUCUAAAGCUACCAAUAUAUGAAUUAAAGUUGUCACCAAUAAGACCACUACGAAUACCAAAUGCAAACAGGCCACCUCCAGUACCAAAUGCAAACAGGCCAGCACCCGCACCAAUUUCUAAGCCAACAAUACCAGAGCCGCCAUCUGGAAGUAAUGGUAAUAAAAGUACUGAAAGCAAUAGUAAAAAAGCGGCUGACAAUAAUGCAAUUGAAGAUGAUAUGAAACCAUGUUGCAGUAAAACCAUAAAGGUGGAAAAAUUAAUCACUAACGAUGAGAUUUUCGAAAUAAGUGACGACGAUGAUGAUGAACGUGAUGUGGUGCAAAAAUCUAAACCCGAUCAAAUGGAUGUCAUAACACAGCCAAAAGCAAAAGAACCAGAGGAAAAAUCCAAAGAAAAACAACAUGAAUUGCAUACAGAUGCCACAAAACAAGCAUCUAACCCUGAUCAGAUGAAUGUAUUAACACAGCUUAAACAAAAUGAGCCAGAGAAAAAGUCCAAUGGGAAACAACAGGAAUUGCAUACAGAUGUUUUAAAGAAAAUAGAUAUGGUGAUCAAAAAUGAACCUAUCGAUGACAAAGACUACAUAAAUCCUUCGCAGAAAAGUCAAGAGAAAACUUGCAAUGAAGAAAUGUUGCCUAUAGCUAAGGAUGCUAAGGAAUCUUUAACAAAUGCCAUUAAUCCCACAACAGAAUCCAUUAAUGACAAUAAUAAUAAGGCACUAGAUAUAAAUAAAGCUAAACCACAAGGCUGUGACCAACAAGCUGCAACUGAGGGUGACUUAAACAAUAAAGAAAAACAAAUAUUAUUGCAUGUUCCAAUAAUUUCGGAUGUGAAAAAGGAACACUUACGUUCUGUCUCAGCCGAUAUACAAAAUAUAUUCGGAGACAUAGACGGCCACGAUGAAAUACAAAAGAAAAUUAAAGAAAUAAAUCCCUUAGUUUACAAAGAAAUUCAUGUAUCCAAAAACUUAAAACCUUUAGAUGGCGAUGACCAAUUACAAAUGCUAAAUAAUGGCGAUUAUAUAGUAUUAACUGAUGACGAAGAUCUGGAGGUGGAUGAUUUGGGUACCAUUGUUCAGAAUACUACGGAAAACAAAGAAAAUGAUACUACCACUACUGGCACUAUUACUAACAUGGAUACAGCAAAAAGUCCCAAUGUGUUUGAGGUUUCAUUGGAUAGCUCUAAAGAAGAAAUAAUCAUGGUGGGCGAAGUGCAACAAAAUAAUGAAGUGGCCAAGAAACCGGAUGUUACUGUACUCAAUGAUAAUAUAGAUCUGGAUGAAUAUACCAAAUAUGCUCCAAAUAGUGAUGACGAAGAUAUAGAAGAUCUUAUGUUUUCCCAGGUUAUCAUGAAUGACAUGAAAGCCGAGCUCCAAGAUGAAAUAGAUAACAAAGAAAACUUACCACUAACCGAUGCAAAUAUUGACCAUCAUGCACCAGUUGUCUCCAAUACGGACAAAGUAUUGGCCAUCAAAAAGGAACCUGGCUUAGAAGUGUUCUCUGUCGUUCCUAAAGAACUGGACAACUCUUGCUGGAUUGUAAGCGAUGACGAAGAUUACGAUGAAGAAUUGGAAACAAAAGUUAACGAUUGGUCAAAUAAAAUAUUCUCGCAGAGCUUUAAUCAACUGUCACAAAAUAUGUCUCAAGUCUAUGACAUAGAUGAAGAAUUCAAUAAUGAUUCUAAUGAUGACGACGAAGGUAAUGAGGAAGAUGACUUGUAUUUGCUGGAGGAUGAUAUUGAGGGCAUAGCAAAUAUCUACAAUAAUAACAAUGAGAGCGAAGUGGAUAUAAAGUUAAAAAAUCUCAAUGAUGAAUUGAAAAAAGCUAAAGAGCAGGCUUUUGAUGCUUUAAGCACUAAACCAGCUAAGGAAAGCAUAGAAAAGUUGGACAAAACUAAAAAUAACGUUGUGGAUGAACAAAAACAGGAGAAAAUGGAAAAUGUUUUGACAAAUGAAAUGAAAAAUAAAGAAAUUGAAACAUCUGUUAAAGAAAAAAGUCCAGUUAAUGAAAUUAAUAAGUCCAGCACCUUUACGGAUUCUCCCAUAGUACGCAUAAGACGUUUAAGCAAAACAACCCCUGUUAUACAAUCUCCCUCCUCUUCAGAAGACGAAUUUGAUUUAGAUAAUCAGAAACUAACCAAUGGCCUAAAAAGCGCUGAUGCAGACAAAUCCACUGCAAGACUAAUUCCGCCCGUUAUAGAGGCACCCUCAUUACCUAAACACAAAGGUAAACUCAGAGGAGUUUCAGCUGAAAUACACAAAAAGACCGCAACUAACUUUAAAUCUGCGUCUGUGCAGAAAACAUUUUCGUCUAUAAAAGAAAAAAUCCACCAUGAACGCUAUACUAAAGACAUGAAAAGAAAGUGGCUUGAAAAACCUAGCAUUGCUAAGAAACGCGAUAAAGAACAUACAAAAUACAUUAAGGAAUGCCGCAAGGAUAAACUCAAAGAAUUAGCUGAACGCAAAAAGAGUCCCACCAAAGAAAACAUAAAACGUAAAAUGUCCACAGAAGAUCAUGAUCACAAAGCAAAAGUUGCUAAAGUCAAAGUAACCACUCACAAUAGGGGAGCUUUUCUAGUAAAUAAUGACCCAACACCACUGCCGCCACCACCAGUGCAUAGCCACAAACCCGAACCAAUAGGUCAAUUUAAGAUACCAAAAGUUAUGAAGAGAAAUGAUGAACCCAAAAAAUCCAAUCCUAUUGAAGGACAAAACAAAAAGGAUCCUCUAUCACGUUCGCUUAGCAUAGAUGGCUUUGAGACAUUUUCACAACAAAUUGCUAAACCCGAUGUGAUAUUGCUCAAACGGCAAAACUCAGAUCCAAAAAAAUGCGAUAAACCUGCUACAAACAAUAAUAUCCAUAAACCACCACCACCUUUAAGAAGGCAUUCUACAACUGAGGCUCCCAAACGUCCAAUACAACCAAGUACUAAGCGUAGAGCUACUCCGCCACCACCUUCCAGUCCCAUUUGCAAAGAGGCAAUAGCUGCGCGAGCUGUGAGGACGACAAAUAAGAUAACAUUUGCCUCCAUGGAAAAGAACAUAGUAGAAAGUGAAGAAAAUAAACGUAAAUUAAGUGUUUUGAGCACCAUCAGCAAUCCAUUGACACCACACAAUACUGUGGCACAUCCUUCAAAUUUGAAAAGUUCCUCAACACCAAGUGCUACAAAGAAAACUGUACGCUUUAAUGAUACGCCCGUUAUACACUAUAUAGAACGUGUUACGGGCGCCUGUAAAAAGAUCAAUUACAAAGAUAUUAUGCCCAUGAGCACAUACAAAGAUCGUCGUCAUUCAAUUAGAACCACAUUUCCCAUUGUCGAUAAAACAGAUGACAUCAUUACGAACAUUCUUUGCUGGAGCAAUGAGUGGCUGACAAAACGUAAUGCUGCUGCAGAUGCUGCCAGUGAUGUCAUCUAUCCAAUGCCCACACAUUUCAGUUCAUUUGAACAAUAUAAAAGCAUUAUAUUUCCUCUAAUGAAACUUGAAUUUGUUAGUACACUGGAACAUGAAUACACUGAAACACAAAAUGUUAAAAAAUUCAAAGUAUCUCUAGAGUAUGCCACCCAUAACAAGGAUCGCAUAAUGUUGGUAACAAAAUUUUUGAAUAAUCAAACUAAGGAGCUUACCGAUAGUAGUAACUUUGAUUUAGUACUUUUGGAAACAGAUCAAAGAGGACCACAAAUAUUUGCCUAUGUUGUAGGCAAUCGUAAAGGGGCAGGUAUCUACAUAACGAUUGUUUACGAGAUUAUAGCAAAAAAUUUCACUCUCGAAUAUUUUAAAGCCAUUAAAGAAUUCGAAGUACGACCUGUUAUUGAUAGAGUGCGUGUACACUUUGGCUCCUUUAAUGCCAUCUAUCAAUUGGAGUCGACUCCUCUGUUCCAAAAAAUUAUAAAUCCUUUGGAAUUACUGAAAUGCCGGCCACCUCCCAAAAAGAAAGUCUCAUAUCGAGGUUUUGAUCCGUUGAAUGACAAACAAAAACAGGUUUUGCUAAAUACCUACACAAAAAUUAUCGAUGAAACUACACCGAACAUAACUUUAAUACAAGGCCCUCCCGGUACAGGUAAAAGUUGUGUCAUAUCCAAUCUAGCCCUACAAACGCUAUACGGUGAGGAAGUACGUUAUUUGGAUAAGAAAAUUCUAAUAUGUGCCCAAAGUAAUGCAGCCGUAGAUGUUAUAGCCAGCAAACUGUAUGAUAUUAGCAUGAGAAUGCGUCCGGAAAAGAGAUUUCGUAUUAUACGUUAUGGCAUGCUAAACAAAAUGAAUGAGAAUGUCUUGCCCAUCGCUUUACAGAAAGUUGUAGAACAUGAUCAGCUUAAAAAGUUGCAAGCUAAAAAUAAAAAUAUACAAUUAGAAAAUAAAGAGAAUCUUAAGAAUCAAAUAUUACAAUUUGAGGCUCAAGUGAUGGAGAUGUCUGCUCGCAAUAUCAAGGGCACUGUGGAGGAGGAUUUGCUGAUAGAGAAGAAACGUCAAUUGCAAUUGAUGCGCAAUAUAUUGAAUGAAAGUAUGCGGCCAGAAGAUGAACGCAGUUUAUACACUUGGUAUUUGAGUAAUGCAAAUAUUAUUUGUGCCACUCUAUCAAGUUGUGUUAAUUUGACGCAAUACAUUAAUUUCUUUGAUAUUUGCAUAAUUGACGAAGCAACACAAUGUAAAGAACCCUUUACAUUAUUGCCAUUGAAAUUUGGCAUUAACUCAUUAGUAUUAGUAGGGGAUACCCAACAAUUACCAGCUACCGUAUUAUCAAAGAAAGCCAACGAACUAGGUCUAGGUACCUCAAUGUUUACACGCAUCCAACACUGUUUGGAUAAUAUACCCUGUACAAGUGUUAAGGGCUCUAAUGUGGCCGUGACAACACCCAAUAAUAUUAUUUGUAGUUUACAAACUCAGUAUCGUAUGCAUCCAGAAAUUUGUCGUUGGCCAAAUCAAUAUUUCUAUCGAAAUGAAUUGAUUAAUGGCAAAACGAUCUUAGACUUUACCAAAUCACCGCUUGUGCCCUUUUGCAUAUUGAAUAUGGCAUAUACACAGCAUAACUUUUCCAGCAAUGGCAAAAUCGAAAAUAAUUUAGAGGCAGAUUUUGUGGCCAAAUUGUUAAAGGCCUUAGAUGGUUUCAUACCCAAUAAAUAUAAUAGCUAUGGUGUUAUAACACCCUAUGCCCAUCAUCGUGCUACAUUGGAAUCGUCAAUAAGAUCUAUGGGCUUAACGAACAUAAUGGUGAAUACCAUUGAUUCGUAUCAGGGACUUGAAAAAGAUGUUAUUGUUAUAUCGAAUGCCCGUACUCGUGGUAUUGGGUUUCUCUCUAAUCCCCAACGUUUAAAUGUGGCCUUGACCCGCUCAAAAAAAUGUCUUAUAUUGUGUGGAAACUUUAGGAAUUUAGAGACUGUACCUGCUUGGCGUUGCCUGUUAGAAAGUGCUCGCGAACGUAAAUUAUAUCACGAAAUCAGCGAAAAUUGUAUAGCAGAUAUACAAACAAAUGUAAUUGAAAAAAUUAAGUUAAAAAAUCAAUGAUUAUUUACUCAAUUCUCAUAAGAUUAUUUAGCAAUGGCAAAAACUGAGGCUUAGGUGGGAGAAUAAAAUAUUACAAAUUAUUACUUUCUCACAAAUCAUUGGCUGACACAACAAAAUACAUUAAUUAACAUGUAAUUGUUGCAUCAGUUAGAGUUAUGACCUCAGAAUUGUUACCUCUCCCGUCACAUUUUUUAACUAUUUAAGUAUAUACCUAAGAUCCUGUUUACCUUGGAGUGGCUUUUAAAAUUGCUUUGAAAUUUGAUUAGGAGUUCAUUGAUAAAAUAAGAUGCUUAAAGUCACCAUAUAUCCAUUAUACGCUACGUGAGCUACUACGUAGCGCAGGCGAGAGAUCACACAAAAACCGGGUUUUUGAAUAUAUCUCGCUUAUUUCCUAUAAAUGGAUUAUACUUCGAAAACGGUUAAUGGAUGGUACGCAAAUAUGAUCUUAAGCCAAAAUUGUUUAAUUAUUUCUAAAUGCGAAGGAUACGAAAUACCGGAGAUGUCUAGCGUAUCAGACAAUUGAUUUAUGGUGACUUUUAGUACCUUAUAUACAACAUCAGAACUAAGAUCUAUACCUAUUUUCAUUUAAAUAUCUAUUAUUACGCAGUUCUGUAAUAUAUACUAACCUAGAAGAUCUCCAAUAUAAAUAUGCUCUCAGUUUUCGAUUAUUUUUAUCGAAAUAUUAUUAUUUCUGAUAUCUGACCAGAAAAUAAAACGAAUAAAUAUACAACUAGUUUUUUAAAAGAUGUAUUUCAGAAAUUUCAAAAGUUUCUAAUUGUAUUUCACAAAGUUCCAAUUUUAUUUCAGAAUUUUUAAUUUGCAUUUCUGUUAGAAAUUUCAGAAAUACAAAUGAAAAAUAUAAUUUAAACUAGAAACUUCUGAAAUAUAAUAAGGAAUUUCUGAAAUACGAUUUGAGACUUCUGAAAUAUGUAUCACACAUUACACAGAUACGAAACAAAUGACAGUUCUCAAAAAACUAAUAUCUACAAUGGUUGUGGUUUGCAGAGCGAGAGUAUAUUAAUACAAUUUUCAAUAGGAAACGAUUGUGAUAUAUAUUUGUCCCUCUUUCCAAAGCAUAAGCAUUUUGACAUUUUCUUUUCUUUGUUUUCUAUUGCCAUAAUACUUGAACUGAAUGCGUCCUGAAAAGAGAUUUCGAAUACGUUAUGACAUGCUAAACGAAAUGAGUGAGAAUGUUUAAACCAGCUGAUUCAUAUCUGUGUAAUCUGUGAUAUGUAUAAUUUAAAAUGUAGUAAGAUUUUCAAAUUAUAGUGAGAAUUUCUACAAAACCUCCAAAUUUCUUUGUUUAUAUACUUUUUAUUAAUGUAAAAUGUUUUCUAAAAAAUAUAAAAUAUGAUUUAUGUACCUA